AUGUCGAAACCGACAAUCGAGAACCCUAAAAUAAAUGGGCCCAAGUCUGAUCCUCUAGACUUAAUUGAUCAAGCUGCUAAUAUCCAUAACAACACUUCUUUUGAUGUGGUUCACAAGGAUUUUGGAGCAUUUCUUGAAAAAUUCGUGGUUUUUCCAUGUUCACAACCUCCUCUAAAGCCUCUUUCUGGUCUCACAUUUGCUGUCAGUGACUCAAUUGAUGUGAAAAAUCAUAUCAGUGGCUUUGGGAGUCCAAGUUGGAAAGCAACACACAAGCCAGCGAAGAAGAUGGCUGUGAUUGUCGCCGAUCUUUUGAAAAGAGGGGCUACUUGUGUUGGCAAAACUGUUUCGGGUGAAUUGGGAUUUGGGAUAGCUGGUGAGAAUGCUUACAAUGUAACCCUUGAUAACCCUCAAUUUCCGGAAAUCGUUCAUGGAGGUUCCUCAAGUGGUUCAUCAGUGGCUGUUGCAUCUGGCAUUGUAGACUUUGCUCUCGGUAUUGAUACAGUCGGUGAUAUAAGAAUUCCAGCAUCAUUUUGUGGAGUCAUUGGCUUCCGACCAUCUCAUGGUGCCAUUUCAACUAUUGGCGUCAUUCCCAAUUCAGGGAGUUUAGAUUGUGUUGGAUUUCUGGCUCGUAAUCCUUCAGUGUUGCAGAGGUUAGCACACCCUUUAAUGCAGGUCAAUCCGGUGGCACCUGAAAUUCCAAGGCAACUUAUAUUUGCCGAAGAUCUCUUUGAGCUUUGUGAGGUUACAAAGGACAAGAUUAAAUCCAUUAUAGCCAAAGCAAUUACAGAGCGAUCUGGCUACAAGUCACCAAUCUCUGUGAAUAUUAUUCACCAUAUUGCAUCAAAUGUGCCCAGUUUGAGAAUAUUCUAUGGAAAAGAUGUGAACGUUCAGGAUGAAAGGGCUAUCUUGGCAACUCUGUCGUUUGUCAUGGUUUCACUGCAGAGGUAA
Linum tenue is the source of this 948-nucleotide messenger RNA. Lineage: Eukaryota; Viridiplantae; Streptophyta; Magnoliopsida; Malpighiales; Linaceae. The record is from the annotation of a GenBank genome assembly.